Molecule: messenger RNA, 2509 nt
Organism: Mus pahari (shrew mouse)
Lineage: Eukaryota; Metazoa; Chordata; Mammalia; Rodentia; Muridae
Gene: Micos10
Product: mitochondrial contact site and cristae organizing system subunit 10
Exons: 4
Coding region: 75-305 (76 amino acids)
Cellular component (GO): mitochondrion; mitochondrial inner membrane; MICOS complex
Source: RefSeq, a predicted model, not a curated record
GCUCUCGCGAGACUUGCCAUCAGUCGGAGCGCGGGGGCCGGCCGUGAGGAGCGCUGGAGUUGCCCGUGAGGAACAUGUCGGAGUCCGAGCUGGGCAGAAAGUGGGACCGGUGCAUGGCCGACACGGUCGUGAAGCUAGGUACUGGGUUUGGAUUAGGAAUUGUUUUCUCCCUCACCUUCUUUAAGAGAAGAAUGUGGCCAUUAGCCUUUGGUUCUGGCGUGGGAUUGGGGAUGGCCUACUCCAACUGUCAGCAUGACUUUCAGGCUCCGUAUCUUCUACAUGGAAAAUAUGUCAAAGAGCAGUGACUUAUGCUGAGAACAUCCCAGCGGGAGGAAAGAGAAACCAUGUUUAUUCCUCAGGAAUACUGAAGUGCCCGGAGUGCGCUGACAUCCUGUGAUGGUGCCAUCUGCAACGCUUUCAACUCCAGCCACUGUUUGUGUUUGAAACCAAGUCUGUUGCUUUUGUAUUAUCUCUUUGGAAAUUGUAAGGAGGUCUUAAAUAAAUUAAAACGGGAAGCCCAAUGCAAGCAAGGCCUUUAUUCCUUUAUGUUGGAGGAGGCUUCUCUUUGAAUGGCCUAGCUGUGGCCUCUGUGACCUCCUGAAGACACAGACAUGUCCAAUGCACUCCCCUAAUACACAGUUGUCCUUCCCACCCCACCCCAAGACUGGUGGUACCCCACCGUGUGUGAGAGUGGCCAUGGUGAAGUCUUGAGGCACAAGUUCCUGAUGGCGUGCUCGGCCUGCACCCUGGCUCCCCAGUGCACCAGUCUGCCACAUGAGGUCUGCCUCACUAAUGUCUGUCCCCUGCUGCAUGGAGCUCUGACUGACAGUGUGGAGCUGGUGGCCGACCACAGCCUGGCUAGAAGGGCAUGCUGAGGUCUGAGCACAAGUGGCCACUGCAGUACCCUCUGUCUGUCCUUGUGGGUUUGUGAGGCACAACAUAGACUGUUUUCCAGUUCCUUUUGAUGUGUGCAGCACACCUGAGCUCGGGCUUUUGUAGGUGUCCACUGUGAGUGUUCUCACAGUGACAGAAGUGCUUGUAGCUAGGAAAGGCAAGCAGUUCCUGAACUGUCCAGGGCAGAGGGAGCAGCUGGAGGGGCAUCAACAACACAGAGAACAUUGGUUAGACCUCAGUCCUUAAAAGAGCUUUAGUGAAUAAGUUCAGGGUGGCCUCUACCCUCCCUCUGCAUUUUUCUCUGCAUUAUUCUUUAUUCUAUUUCCCUUUCCAGAAACAUGUUUGGGGCCAACAGAAGUGCUCUGCCAAAGAUGGGCUAUGCCCAGGACAGCAAGUCAUGGUCAUGGCAUGCCUCAACUGCUUGGCUGUUUUUCAUACGGCUCUCUUAACCCGUGCAGAGCAUCCCAUGCCAUUAGUAGACAGUAGAACAGUGCUCCCGCAGCUGGGUUCUUCCCUCCAGAUCCUCUCCAUGUUAGCUUUCUAUAUAGUAGCCCUCUAGUUCCCCCUACCUUUCUGCCUUCAGAGUUGAGUGACAGCCCUCCCCAAUCCAAAAACACAAAGGGAAGGCUGUGCCCCCAAGUCUCUAGGUAGAAAAUGACUCAACAUGGAAUGGACAGGGACCUCUCUGGUGAGGUUUUAGGCCUAUGUUGCACCGAUCUGGUCCCUUAGCACCCUUGGGUUCUGCAGAAGUGCCCCAGGAGCCAGCCCACUCCCGGAGGGAAUAAUUUGGGUCCACGCUGUUUGUCUUGGUCCUAGAACAGUUUGUAUUCCCACCUUAUAGCUCUUGCAGAGGGCGUCCAUCGCAGACACAAAGCCUGAUCUUGUCCUCUAGUCCCUGCCCCCACCUCAGAUGAGCCUUCAGAAGCUUCAGAGCUCGUUGGCAAGGGGAAGCAUUCUGUUCUACUUGAAGUUUCACUCGAAAUUCAAAUCCUCUGGAGGCCCUGCUCCAUUGUGGAAUUGAGAAGCUUUGGCUCCACCUCCUCUGCUCUCCUGGAAUCAAACACAAGGAAAUUCAUGGGUUUAAGGAUCCAGUGAUGGGCACCCAGCUGGGUAAGGACGCUAGAGCAAAGCUGUGGCGCCCCAGAAGUGGCCUGCGCUGCCAACAUACAUAAAUACAUACAGCCUGAACUUGACACUGUAUAAUUUAGCCCAGAACAAUAUGUAUUUUGAACUCAUUUAGGUGGAUGACUUUUGUAGUCUGAGUGGCCGGGGAGCCUUCAUUGGGGCACAUUUACUGUCUACAGAGGCAUGCCUUUGUUCCGAGACGUGGCUUUUGGAGUAUUUUGCUGAGCUGUCCCUUUGAGUGAAUGUCACCCUCUCCCUGCUUUCAAAAGACCCAAGAAUGCAGUCCCACAACCCUGCUGCAGGAAACAGACACUGGGCUAAGGGAGAUGGCUCUUGUUUUUGCUGUUGGUUCUCAAACCUCUGUUUACAUUUUUUUUUUUUAAUGUAACCAACCCAUAAUUGCAUUUUGCUUGUCAUGGUUCAAUCUGAUUGCAUUGUUGGAAGGACUAUUUUUGAGCUUGUCCAAAUAAACUGCAGAGUAUUUCCACAA